Molecule: messenger RNA, 1328 nt
Organism: Saprolegnia diclina VS20
Lineage: Eukaryota; Oomycota; Saprolegniomycetes; Saprolegniales; Saprolegniaceae
Exons: 2
Coding region: 97-1230 (377 amino acids)
Biological process (GO): DNA damage checkpoint signaling; regulation of transcription regulatory region DNA binding; DNA repair
Cellular component (GO): nucleus
Molecular function (GO): histone H3K79 methyltransferase activity
Source: RefSeq, a predicted model, not a curated record
CAUAUGCCGAAAUUUAUCAACGUUUUAAACAUCUGAAUACGUUUCAUGUUUUAAACACCCUGCCCUUGGAGGAAUAAGCCGCCGAGGCCAACCACCAUGAGCUACGUGACGCCGAAGAAGGAGACGCGCGGGGGCGCCAAGGACAAGCGCAAGCACAAGCCGUCGGGCGCAACGCCCGUGCCCGAGAAGAAGAAGCCCGGCUCGCGCACGGUCAACAUUUCGGACACGCUCACGAUCGAGUUCACCGACCCAGACGAUGACGACGACGAUGGGUCGCCCAUUGUCAAGCCGACCAAGGCGUCGGCCUCCACAUCCACCGCAGCCGCCAUCGUCGAUGCGCCGCUGCCGCGCAGCAACCGCAAGAAUCGGCGUGACAUGCGGCGCUUGAGCGACAAGAUGGAAACGGUCAAGGUCGACCCGACGGCGACGCCAUCUGCCACCCCCAGCAAGGCAGCACAGCCGAUCGUGCUCGAGGCCAAGCCGGACGCGCCGUCGUCCAAAGCAUCGGCGCUGCCACCGACGCAGGUGCUCAAGAUAUUGACCGAGGUGUUUGCCGAGGUCGAGCGCGACGACCGCGCCAUGUACAAGGUCAACCCGGACGUCAUUCGCGAAGAAACGUCCCAGUGCGCCAAGUCGAGCCUCGUCGAGAAGACGAGCGCCGCCGACCUCAAGCGCCUCCUCACGUACGGCGAGGUGCUCCCGGACGCGUUCACGGACACGAUCAUGCCCUUCUUGGCCCUCGAACCGUCGGAUGUCUUUUACGACUUGGGCUGCGGCACGGGCAAGAUCGUCGUGCAAGUUGCACUCGAGACGGGCCUCCGCGACGCGCGGGGCAUCGAGCUCAUGCUCAACCGCGUCGUCGAGGGCCAGCGCGCGCUGGACCGGCUCCGCGCCACGUACCCCGAGCACGUGAGCGACAAAGCGCUCUCGAUCGUGCAGGGCGACAUCUGUCACCCGGUGACGCAGCUCGCCAUGAUGGACGCCACCGUCGUCUUCAUCAACAACGUGCUCUUCCCGCCCGAAGUCAUGAGCGCGGUCUGCGACCUCCUCCUCCAGCUCAAGCACCUCAAGCGCAUUGUCACGAUGAAGAAGAUCUGCGAGCGCCACCGCGAAGCGCGCUGCAUGCGGGACGGGAACGCGUGCACGCUCUUCGCAGACCCGCCGGUGCAAGCCAAGGUGUCGGUGUCGUGGGCCAAGCACGCGUUCGCGUACCUCUACACGGUGCGCUGACAAAUAUGUAUUUAUAAGGGAUAUGGCAAUGUAUGGAAGUCAAAGGAGAAGCGGCGAUCAGACGGCCGUCGUGGCCUGCGCGGCUGCUUUCGAGCAAA